AUGGAGCAAGAGAAAUUUGCCACGAACACUGAGGUGUUAUAUCCGGUGUUGCUUAUACCGAAGAAGUGUACCACGCUAGAAACCACCUGUGAAGCGACUGACGAUGUCUUUAUAGAACUGAGCAUCACAUCAGCGGACAUUGAAGGUAAUGAAAUGUGCUUGUACUCAGGUUUUUGUAAUGUGAAACUCAUAGACAGUUACGAUGUUAAUGUACAUGAAGUUGAUUCUAAUUCCAUGGCUGAUUCCAAUGAUAGUGAUCAAAUACAAAUAGUAGCAGAAACAAGCAAUCAAAAUUCUUAUCCUCAGGACACUCAGUCCCAAGUGUGGAUAGAUCCAAUGCGAAGUCCGUAUGUGUAUAACAAUUACGACGAGAGAGAAUCAAAAGAUAAAUUCUCAGUAUAUCGUCAUCAAACUGGCUCCGGCCAUAUAACCGUUGAACAACAUAAUACAUAUAUAACACAAAAUGUAUACAACUAUUCAGAGCCCAAUCAUUAUUCAUCGGCUGCAGAAUUUGAACAUAAAAAGUUUAGAAAAGUGCAAACAAAUGAUACAUAUCAACAGAAAAACUCUGAACCGAACAAUGCGUAUGAAGAUGAUGAAUUUGAGUGUGGAGUGUUUCUAUCUCAGCUAUCUGAAGAGAUAAUUAAUGAAAAUGAAACAAGAGCCCGAGAAGAAUUCCGUUACGUAGACUUGCAGAGUGAGAAUGAUGCACUAAAACAGCUGAUGUCGUCGGAUAUACAAUCACUGUCCAAGCAGCAUAAAACUAUACUGUUCUUAGGUCAUGACUCUCAAUCUGGACAAACCAUCCAGAAAAUUGCAGUGAACGAUCCAUUUUUGGAGUGUGUUGGAAGCAAUGACAUUGAUCAUGAAUUAGUUGUUGAAAACACCAACAACAAAAACCCCAACCAGAAGAAAUAUCAAUGUGACAAAUGCAAGCAAAUAUUCGAUCAAAUAUCUACUUUCAAGCAGCACAUGGGGGGAAACCAUAGAACCAUUAAAGCAAAACGCGUCUCUGUUUCUGAAAGCAAAAUUAAAUACAUUUGCACAGAAUGUGGCAAGAUCUUGAAAAACCAGGAGAAGUUUAAGCUGCACUGCCUUGGCCACGGCGAUCCAGAACUAGAAUGUAAUAAGUGCCACAAAGUGUUCGCCUCAAAAUUCACUUUACGCACCCACCGUAAAAUACACUUAAGGAAACACUCGUGCGAUUAUUGCACGAAGAAGUUCGCGAAAAUUGACAACUUGAUCGUUCACGUCGCCAAUAUACAUCAUAUCUUCAUGUGCCAGGCUUGUGAUUACACAACUAAGAAAUACAAAGAUCUGCAAGAGCACCAGAAAUGUCAUUUGAGUCCACGGGAAAGUACCGACACGGACUCUAGCAUAUCUUUCGACAAUGGCAUCACACACACUAACGUUGUCACCAAAACGAACACGCCAUGCCCAAAAGUACAAGUAAUAAAUCCUGUGAACGAAAACUACGUCACCCAAGAGAAAAUAAGAGAGGCCAAUUCAAUUAUAGCUAAAGUGAUGUCUAAUAAAGUUUUUCUACUUCAUGCAAAGAAGGCUAGGAAACACAAAAGAUACAAAAAGGCUUGUGACGUCUGCUUUAAGUCCUUCGACCGGAUUGGAGAUUUGAAGAGGCAUCUCAUAGAACACGUUAUUAGAAGCACUCUAGCUAAGAAUCCAGUGAACAAAAACGGCACCCUCAUCAUGCAAUGCGAGGUAUGCCGUUUGGAAACCUUCUCUAGAGUAGAUAAAUAUAAGGCACAUUUACGCGAACACGCUAAACUCACUCUGUAUCAAUGCACGUUCUGCAAUAAGUCUUUUAGUGAUUCCAGUAACUUCUCUAAGCAUAAAAAAGUUCACGGCGUCAGGUACUUUCAGUGUGAUCUUUGUCAAAGAAAAUUCAAUUCGAAGAAAAUGAUCACACAGCACAUGGAGUACCACAAAAACAAUUCACCUAUUCCUUGUUUUUAUUGCGACAAGGAGUUUCAUUUCGAAUCAAUGCUAAAUAAACAUAUUAAAUGCGCGCACACCAAACAAAUGGCGGCCAGAUUCCGCUGUAAAUUUUGCCACAAAUAUUUCAAAACGUUAAAGGAAAAGUGGGACCAUGAAUGGAUCAUUCAUAAUGUUAGAAAAAUGAUAGUCGACUGUCUUAUAUGUGGCUCGAAAUUUAGAAAAUAUUCCGAACUGAAAAGGCAUUGUCAUGAUACUCACGAGUUAGAAAUACCAUCCGCCAAAACCUUGCUUGUUGCUAAUGACUGA
Molecule: messenger RNA, 2262 nt
Organism: Parnassius apollo (apollo)
Lineage: Eukaryota; Metazoa; Arthropoda; Insecta; Lepidoptera; Papilionidae
Source: the annotation of a GenBank genome assembly